Messenger RNA from Rotaria sp. Silwood1, 1401 nucleotides. The record is from the annotation of a GenBank genome assembly. Lineage: Eukaryota; Metazoa; Rotifera; Eurotatoria; Philodinida; Philodinidae.
AUGUCAUUGUUAGACGACGAUGAAUCCUAUGUUAUUGAUGAGUGUCGAAUAGAAUUUUCACAUCCAUGUAAUUCUUAUGAAAAAACUAAUUUUAUGAAUUCUACUCAGGAAGAUGAGGAUCAUAACAAAUUUCAAGAUUUAUGUUUAUCUAAUGCUAUUCAUCAAGUAUCUGAUCGACUUAAUAAGUUUUGUAUUGAUGAAUCAAAAUUUUUAAAAGAUUUAAAACAAUGGAGACAUGAAGCUCAUGAUAUAAUCGAUAAAUUCUACAAAUCAAAACAUGAUGAAUAUGUAAGAAGAACAAAUGAAGAUAUUGAUCAAUCAAGAGAAACUUUAACUUUAUUAAGUUGUGAUCAUGAUGCUUCACAAGAUUAUGUUGAUUGGGUAAAUUAUAUUAUUCAAUCAAUUCAUCAACAAAUAGAUGAAUUAGAACAGGCAACAACAAAAUUUUCUCCAUUAAAAAUUGAUCAUUCUUUAAUUGAUAUUCCAUGUCGAAUAUCUGAUUUUCAACGUCAUCCAUCAUCAUUGAAAGAUCUUUUUUCUUGUUCAUCAUCAUCAAAUGAAUUAGCAUCUUGCUUGUCAUCAUCUACAACAUCAAUAUUAAAUUUAAAUCCUAAUGAUAAUGAUUCUUAUUUAAGUUUCGAAGUUCCAAAACAUAAGCUUAACCUUCAAUCGGAUUAUUGGUAUUCAUUAUCAACAAAUUCAACAUAUUUAUUAGUUUUAGAAAAAUCAAAUUUAUGUUUAAUUGAUCAAUCUUUUAGAGUUACUAAUAAAAAAACAUUUUCACAAAGUUCUAUUAAAGAUAUAUGUUGGUCGAAUAUUCUUUCUCGAUUUAUUUUAAUAUCACCAAAAACUAUUUAUACUCUUGAUGAAAAAUUUAUAUCAGUAGAACUAUCUUCAAUUACUUCGAUUCAUAAUGCUCCAUGGGAACGUGCUACUUGUCAUGAGUCAACAUUAUUUAUUUCAACAUUUGGCGAAAAUCCUCUUAUUCUUGAAUAUAAUAUAUUUCCAUCAAUACAUUUAGAUAAACGUUGGCAAUCAUCAAUAAUUUGUCAAGAAAAUGAAAUAAUCAAUGAUAUGAAAUCAAAUGAAAAUAAUCUUGGAUUAAUAAUAAAUAAUGAUAAUAAUAAUGAAAGUCGUCUUGAAUUGCGUUCAAUAAAAUCUUUUGAAUGCAUUUGGUCGAUUGAUCUUGGUGAUGGAUGGUCCUAUAGAUGUUCACCUUUACAUAAUAAUCAUUGGAUUGUUGUUGAUCCUUAUAAUAGCAGAUUAAUUAAAAUAAAUAGUAAUGGAACAAUUGAUCAAACGAAUAGUUACAUUAAAAAACCAAUUAAUGUUGUUUCCUGGAGUCAAAAUCAAUUUGUUAUAAGAACUCGUGAACAUGUUUAUAUUCAUCAGUACAGUUGA